Messenger RNA from Bombina bombina (fire-bellied toad), 2282 nucleotides. It is a transcript of the gene CCDC81, whose product is annotated as coiled-coil domain containing 81. Lineage: Eukaryota; Metazoa; Chordata; Amphibia; Anura; Bombinatoridae. The record is from RefSeq and is a predicted model, not a curated record. Gene Ontology annotation, cellular component: centrosome. Bases 96 to 2114 code for a protein of 672 amino acids. The transcript has 16 exons.
CGGGUGGCUUGUGUCUCUACGAUGAGACAAAGAAAAAAGGAAGUAGAAGGGGGUGGAGUUUUACACAAAACGGUUCUUCACCUAACGUUGGGAAAAUGUUGGACUUUUUGAUGGAAUCUGCAAGAAGUGGAUUUCCAACACUCCCUAAACUGACAGAUGAUGACGUGGAUUCCAUAUGGGCAAGUGUGUCUGAAUUUAUUGAACACCAAAUGGCUCAACAAAAGGGAGUAAAUAUACCAGGACUUGGAACAUUUACCUUGUCCAGACAUAAAAUAGAUGUUGGUAACAAUAAAUUCAUUCUAGUACAGAGGCCAAUUUUUCUACUGUCUGAAAAGUUUGCGCAGAUUCAUGGACUGAAAUACAACAAGAGCUUUACAACCAGUGAUAUUCCAGUUGUUCCACUAAAUUUCAUGGCACUCUCCUUCGGCUGUCCCUUUAACAGAGACACAAUUGAAGGAUGCGUGAAAGAGACACUAAAUGUUUUCUCCCGCUCCGUAGCUACUAAACAAAAUGUGGAAUUUAAUUUCAAGGGCAUAGGAAUGCUUGUUACAAGAGACCUUAAAGUAAAAAUGAGGUUUUAUAAAGAUUUUAUUAAUUCCUUGGAUGGAACAGGAAACCUGGUGAAGUCUCUCUCAAAUAGACCAGGGACAAGUGAUUCUGUGAUGUCUGGAAGAGAAAGUACUUUACUGCGCCCACGUUCUUGUAGUGCUCUUAUAUUUCCCAGAGUUGAAGUGAAAGAUACAGAAAAGACAUCACCUAUGGACCCAAUUAUAGAGGAAAAUGGAGAAGUGGAAUGGGUAACUGAAGGACAGAAACCAAAUGAGAAGCCAGAAAUAGAAGACGAGGGUGAAAGGCCAAAUACUUGCAAUAGAGAAAGCUCAUCAACCAAACGUCUUCUAAAUCGACAGUGCAUUGUGCCUGCUAAAGUCACUGGGAUUAGUUUAAUGGAGGAUUUGGAAAGAAUUGUUAAACCAAAAACAGCUCCAGCAAGACCAAGCUCUUCGCUAUCAGCACAUAGUAACAAGGCUGACCCUGAAGGGGAUGACCACCUGAACAGUGUCCAACGGAUAAGAAAUCCUCCAUCUCCUGUGUGCCAGGAUCACUGCAGAGCGGGACAGGAAUUGUGCUAUCUGUGUAUGCAGCGUGCACAAAAGAACAUCCCUGUAUACUUUACUGAAGAAAGGAGACUUAAAGAGCAAGAAGAGGAUCGAAUAUUGCAACAGUACCAACAUAUGAAAGAUCAGGAAGCAUUAGAUAAAACUCAGAUGGAGUCGUUGGCAACCAGGGAACAAAAGCAAAAGGAUGCGGCCUAUAACAUGGGAGUAGCUGAAGCUAUAAGGACCCAGAGGAAUAAAAGAAAUACUGAGAUUUAUAGAUCCUACAUAUUUGACAAAAGGCCGCUGACCCCUCCAGCUCUUAUUAAACAAGAACAGUGUUUCCAGUCCUUGGUACAGCAGAUGACAGAAAGGAGAGGGAAGGAGACCAAAUUAAAGCAAGAUAAAGAACUGAUGGACAAACUGGAACAAAUGCAGCUUGCGGAAGAGAUUGCUGCGCAGAGGGCCAAGUAUUUGAAGGAGAAGAAUGAACAAAUGUUGUGCUUUAAGGGCGCUCUGGACACACAGGUGAAACUGAAGCCACAGUUUAUAUUGUCUAUGGGUUCUGAAGCAGCAGAGCCAGUUUUUGGCAGACAUGAUAUGACCAAUGAUAAACUGGCUGAGAAAAGGAGGAGAGCACAAGAGGUGUCCAUUCAUCAGCUGCAGUCGUCCACAGAACGGAAACGCCUGGCUACCCUUAAUGAUUUGGUACAGCAGAGAAAAGAAAUGGAAAUGCUGCAAAAGACAAAACAAGAGUUACUGUCUGACAGAGCAUCACAGUUUGAGAAGAUAAACAAGUUUCAGAUGACACUACAGGACAAUUGGGCCAGGAGUUUGGAGGUGAAAAAGCAUAAAGAACAAGAAGAAGAAAAGUUCAUCAAGUCUGGAAGUCAUCUUCUACUUGAUCAGUGUGAAAAGUACCGGCGAUGUCUUCAGUGUAAAAGACGUACGACAAAUUGUGGAGAAACCAAUAUAUGGCGCGAGUCAAGAUACAUCCCUGGUUCUCGUUUAAUGGUUUGAAAAGAUGGGGAAGUUUGUCUCACUCGGAGUGUGCUACUUGUGGAUAUAUUUAAAAACUACACAGGCAUAGAAUCAAAUUCUGUAUGCGGUUUCACUAAACAAAAGUUAUGAAAGCAAAUGGGAGCAUCCCAAAAAAGCAAAUAAAAUGGUACUAACCUUGCAAUUAAA